This is a messenger RNA of Phragmites australis (common reed), 2047 nucleotides long. Its product is annotated as U4/U6 small nuclear ribonucleoprotein PRP4-like protein. Gene Ontology annotation, molecular function: protein binding; U6 snRNA binding; U4 snRNA binding. The record is from RefSeq and is a predicted model, not a curated record. Lineage: Eukaryota; Viridiplantae; Streptophyta; Magnoliopsida; Poales; Poaceae. The coding region runs from base 133 to 1683 and encodes 516 amino acids. Gene Ontology annotation, cellular component: U4/U6 x U5 tri-snRNP complex. The transcript is spliced from 5 exons. Gene Ontology annotation, biological process: mRNA splicing, via spliceosome.
ACGGAGAGCCCUCGCUCGCUGCGGCUCGCCCCCCAUCCCUCCCCACCGGAUUCCGCCGCCUCCGUGUCCAUCACCACCACUGCCGCCUCUCGCCUCGAAACCCUAAACCCCGCCUCGCGCGAGCUCUCGCCCAUGGAGAACCCCAGGCCCCAGGCUCCCGCCCCCACGCCACCCAUGGCCCCGCUCCCCGUGCCCGUCCACCCGCCCAUCGCCCCCAUCCCCGUCCCUCCUCCCCGCGCGCCCGCUGCCGCGGCCUCCACCUCCGCUUCCGGGGGCGGCGAGGCCGGGUACGAGGUCUCGGACGACCACCGUGCCGCGCGGGAGCGCCACGAGCGCGCGGUGCAGGAGCUCCUCCAGCGGCGCCGCGCCUACGCCAUGGCCGUGCCCACCAACGACUCCGCCGUGCGCGCGCGCCUCCGCCGCCUGGGAGAGCCCAUCACGCUCUACGGCGAGCGGGAGAUGGAGCGCCGCGACCGCCUCCGCGCGCUCAUGGUCCGCCUCGAGGCCGACGGCCAGGUCGACCGCCUCCUCCGCGCGCAGGAGGACGACCAGGCCGCUGCGGCGGGCGCCGGCGAGGAGGACGAUGAGCAGAUCCAGUACCCCUUCUUCACCGAGGGCACGCAAGAGCUGCUCAAGGCGCGUGUCGACAUCGCGCAGUACUCGUUGCCCCGCGCCAAGGCCAGGAUCGAGAGGGCCAAGCGCCGUCACGACGACCCCGACGAGGACCCGGAGGCGGAGGCUGACCUCGUCGUGAAGCAGGCAGGGGAGUUUGUACUCGAGUGCAGCGAGAUUGGAGAUGACCGCCCGCUCACCGGCUGCUCCUUCUCUCGCGAUGCGUCAAUGCUCGCCACAAGUUCCUGGAGUGGAAUGAUCAAAGUUUGGAGCAUGCCACAGAUAACUAAAGUUGCAACCCUGAAAGGUCAUACAGAACGUGCAACUGAUGUUGCCUUUUCUCCAGCUGAUGACUGCUUAGCAACGGCUUCAGCUGAUAAAACCGCAAAACUAUGGAAACCAGAUGGGUCACUUUUAAUGUCCUUUGAUGGUCACCUUGAUCGUCUUGCUCGACUUGCUUUUCAUCCAUCUGGAAUGUACCUUGGUACAGCUAGCUAUGACAAGACUUGGAGAUUAUGGGACAUCAAUACUGGAAAGGAACUGCUACUCCAAGAGGGGCACAGCAGAAACGUUUAUGGAGUUAGCUUUCACCCAGAUGGUUCUUUGGCGGCAUCUUGUGGUCUUGAUGCAUAUGCUCGAGUAUGGGAUCUAAGAUCAGGAAGAUUGUUCUUCACCCUUAGGGGGCAUGUGAAACCUGUCCUAGGAGUCAGCUUCUCCCCUAAUGGUUAUCUGGUGGCAACUGGAAGUGAAGACAAUUUCUGUCGAAUAUGGGAUUUGAGGAAGAGAGAAAUGUUAUAUUCCAUACCAGCUCAUAAGAGUCUUAUUUCACAUGUGAAAUUUGAACCCCAAGAAGGGUAUUAUUUAGCGACUUCUUCCUAUGACACCAAAGCAUCGCUGUGGUCAGCUCGGGAUUACAAACCAAUCAAAAGUUUGGCGGGCCACGAGUCAAAGGUUACUAGUCUGGAUAUUAGUGGAGAUGGACAGCAGAUUGUGACUGUGUCACAUGAUCGUACGAUAAAGAUUUGGUCAUGCAGAAGCAGCACGCAGGAUAAUGCUAUGGAAUUGGACUGAGACAUUGACGUCACUAUUGUUAGCACUGUUCUGCCCUUCUGAUAGAAAUUCUCCAUUGCUGAUCUGCCAUUCGAAUCUAUUGUUCCUGCCAUUGCACAGUGCUAUUUUGUAGCAUGUAUUAACCCUUAGCCCGAGAAAUAUGCGCUGCAACGUUACUUUUCCUUAUGCCUUGUUGUUUGUUAACUUCAAUAGAAUAUAACAGCUGUUUGUUAACUUCAAUAGAAUAUAACAGCUGAUGGUCUUCUAAAACAACACAGGACCUUCAUUUGGCAGAAACCAUGAGUGCUAGUGAACGACUUCCUUUUGUACUAUUAUACUGAGUAGAAAGUGGCAAAUAUUGAGUUUCUGCAUGGAAGUUUAGAAA